AUGAUUUAAAAUGAAAUCGCAGAAUGCAUGAAGAAAAUGACGACUUAUCUUGAUUUGAAUGGAUAUAAGAAAUUUAAGCUGUUUCAGGCUUAGCCUAAUUAUUUUGAUUUGAAUUAUGAGGAGAGGAAAACAUUAUUAUAAGCUCCUUCUGUUGAUCACUUAUGCAAAUCUAUCAUAAUGGAAAACACAAAGUACGAUGAUUCAUAUCCAGAUCAUGAAGUCAACCCUAAAUUCAUUUGCGUUGUAGUUCAAUAUAUCACAAAACUUUAAGGGGAGAAGAUUAAUAAAUAUUUUAAAUAGUUAUAGAAUCAGAAGUACCCAAAUAAAUAAAUAUCUAGAAAUAAAUUACACUUCAGAUUAACAUCAGAUGAAAUGUCAUAUCAAUUAAGUGGGUAUUAAUUUAAUGCUAUAACACCUUUUAACAUGAUACAAAAUAUGCCAUUGUUGAUUUCUGAUAGAAUAUUGAACUUAGAGUAUAUAUGGUUUGGAGGUGGACAUACGGAUGUUAAAUUAAGAAUGGAUAUCAAAGAGAUGUGCACUCUCUAUCCAAAUAAAGUCUUUUAUUCAGACAUAAUUAUGCAAUAGCAAGAAUAAUGA
This is a messenger RNA of Paramecium tetraurelia, 597 nucleotides long. RefSeq lists its product as uncharacterized. Gene Ontology annotation, molecular function: aminoacyl-tRNA deacylase activity. The record is from RefSeq and is a predicted model, not a curated record. The transcript is spliced from 3 exons. NCBI's taxonomy places the organism in Eukaryota, Ciliophora, Oligohymenophorea, Peniculida, Parameciidae.